AAAACCUUCACUAUGCUCAAACCAAAUUUCUUCCUGCAUUUUGGUCCUUCAAAUAACCUACAAAACCAGACAAAAAAUCUACAUUUUGUAAAUCAAAUCGAGGACGCAGAGGUCAUUUUUAAAGCUGCCGUGUGAAUCUGCCGCUUAUAGAUGUCACAGCGGAUGGGUUUUGGAGCCACAGACGCGGACACCUAACCCCUCUCAGCUAAAGGUGUUAAAUAUGAAUGCUCCACCGAGAACCAAACGCAGGGAUUAAAAUUUGCUCCGCUGGGAUGUUGGGGCUGCCUUAUUAUAACCCUGAAUCCUCCUCGCCAGCUGCGCGCUGCGCCGCCUGUGGCCACAGCACACGCACACCCCAUCCAUCCACCCGCUUCGUGUCGAUGGACUGCGAAUGACAUUUUCCUUUAAGAUGAUGUAAGACUGUGCUUCACGGGUGGAUUUCCCAACCCCCCUCCUCUGUGUCACCGAUUGGAACAACAUUAUCUUAAAUCUUCAGCCGGUUUAGUUGCUUCCUCACUCAGCAGUUUGGAGAGACUGGUGCGCAAAGGAGUCCCGCUUCCUGCCUCCUCCUCCUCCACCUCCUCCUCCCUGUAAGUGUGUUUCAGCAUCCCAGCAGUCAGAAGCAGAACGAUAGGAUGCGUUCACAAUUUCUUUUCUAUUUUAUCUGGAUUUAAGAGGGCUAAACUAAGAUCUAGGUUUAGUGAAACUUUUUAAAUUUUUAAUUUUCGUUGUUGGAAGUUCGCUUUUAUUCAUUUGAAGUCACUUCUACGACUAAAUCGCAGUGGUUGCCUGUAACAUCAUGCUGGUUUUGAUAAUCGGUGCUGCUCAGAGAGGACGCACUCGUCUUUACGCACGGGCUUGAAGGAUGCACCGUAGACGCACCUCUGGGACUGUUCUGUCAUGAAAACACUGGAUGCCGGGACUGCGUCUGGAAUCCGGACUCCCCUUUGGGUCUGAGCGCGUCAGCUCCAUGCAGCUGUACCCCACACCCUGAACUUCUGGGACGUUUUGGGCAAGAGAAAUGGCACUGAGCGAAAACUGCAAGACACAGCCCGCCAAAGACCAGGGCUCGGUGCAAACCCCUCCGUCGGACGUGGUUGAGCUGAACGUGGGGGGGCAGGUUUAUUAUACCCGUCACGCCACCCUGACGAGCUUCCCGAAUUCCUUACUUGGAAAGUUGUUUUCUAACAAAAAGGGGUCUUCAAAUGACUUGUCACGGGAUCUUAGAGGGCGGUAUUUUAUUGACAGGGAUGGAUUUUUGUUCCGGUAUGUGUUGGAUUACCUCAGAGACAAGCAAGUUGUCCUCCCUGACCACUUUCCAGAGAGAGGGAGGUUGAAAAGAGAGGCAGAGUAUUUUCUGCUGCCAGAACUGGCCAAACAUCUAUCAAGUGAGGAGUCCAAACUGUAUCAAGAUGACAGCGACUGGGAUGAGGAGUCGCAGGGCAGCGAUCAGAGGCUGUACCCAGCUUACUCCCAGGACAGGAGGUACGGUUACAUCACUGUUGCCUUCAGAGACAGAGAGAGCCACACCGACCCCAAGGCCAAAAAGUUGCCCAGAAUCUUCAUCAGCAGCAGGAUUGGACUGGCCAAGGAGGUGUUUGGAGAUACCCUGAAUGAGAACAGGGACCUGGACAGACCACCAGACCGUUACACCUGCAGGUUUUACCUCAAGUUCAAACAUCUGGAGAAGGCUUUUGACAUGCUGUCAGAGAGCGGCUUUCACAUUGUGGCCUGCAAUACCUCCCUCACUGCACCCUCCACGGGUCAUUACGCAGACGACAGGCCUUGGUCCAACUACACACAGUACAUCUUCUACCGUGGGCCUUCUCGGUGGUCGUCCUCUCACUGUGACUGCUGCUGCAAAAGCCACAAAAGUGAGCGAGAGGGCGAGAGCGGCACCUCCUUCAACGAACUCUCCACGUCAUGCUCCGAGACCCAGUCAGAGGCCAGUUCCCCCCAGGGAACCGUGAUCCGUGGGCCCGUGAGCCGUCAGUCCAAAAUCCAGACGCUGGACCGACCUGUGCCCAAAGGCCCAGCCCUCAUGCUGCAGCAGCAGGCAGAGAUGCGCCGCAAGACAGACAUGCUCCGCGUGAGAACCUUCGGGGUGCGGGAGCGAGAUGCUGCCAAGAGGAAAGCACAUAAAGAGAAGAUGACUCCGGAGCAGGAGCUGGAGAAAUGCAUUCAGGACUUCCGCCGCAUUAGGAUUCCUGAUCGCUUUCCAGAGAGGAAGUACAUGUGGCAAUCUGAGCUCUUAAGAAAGUACAGACUCUAAAAAUAGACUGAGAAAAGGAGAAAUAAAGACAGAGAGAUGGUGCUAUAGUGUCAUGUCACGCCAAUAAAGAGUAUUAAAAUGCAUAGUCAAUAUACUGCACACUCUAAGACACAUACUGUACCAGAAAAUAAGACUAUCCUGCCAGGAUGGAUUGCAAAGCACACAAAAUACAAAGCCAUGUGAGUUAUUUAUCUGUAACCUUUGCACAGUGUUGUGUAUAAUAUGCACAUGUGUAAAUCAGACUCAGACUUAAAUGAAACUUCCUGCUCUCUCUGUAGAGAGGAGAAAGAAAGGUAUGCUCCAGGUCAUAACGUUACUGACAACAAAGCGACCUCAGGGGAAACAUCGUUUCAGUUCACCAAUCUACCACAUUCUGCAUGUGCAGUCACGCACAAUGGCUGCUUUUUAAAGUGGAUAUACCCAGAUGGUGCUGUGAGCUAGCACCCGAAUAUCACUAUACUUCACUAUACCUACACGCAAACACACACACAUACAUUAAGUAUGCUUUGGUAAGAGCACUGCAUGUCAUCUCAACCCUAGUGCAAUUAUGCAAUAUCAAACAAAAUCUCAAUUCACUGUUUUUGUCUGAUGGGUAAAUAGUGUGUCGGCGGGUGAGACUGAUGUACUGAGGGAAACACUGCCUUGAUCUGUUUGUACUACAUUUUGUCUGAUGUUGUCAUUGUGUGUUGGUGAGAAGAUUUCGUGUGUGUAGAGCAAAUGGCAAAUGGACAUUGAUGGGUUUGCUGAUUGUAAAUGUGUUAAAAGACUAAAUAAAUGGGUUACAAUUCUA
Girardinichthys multiradiatus is the source of this 3062-nucleotide messenger RNA. Its product is annotated as BTB/POZ domain-containing protein KCTD16-like. The coding region runs from base 1022 to 2272 and encodes 416 amino acids. Gene Ontology annotation, biological process: regulation of G protein-coupled receptor signaling pathway; protein homooligomerization. The record is from RefSeq and is a predicted model, not a curated record. Gene Ontology annotation, cellular component: presynaptic membrane; postsynaptic membrane. The transcript is spliced from 2 exons. NCBI's taxonomy places the organism in Eukaryota, Metazoa, Chordata, Actinopteri, Cyprinodontiformes, Goodeidae. Gene Ontology annotation, molecular function: protein binding.